ACUUAAAAAAGAAAUCAAAAGUUCUUUUUUUCCUCCCUCAAAAUUUAUUCAGAAGACAAUAUAAAUGGCUUUGGUGAGAGGUCUAAUGGGUGGGAAGAAGAUCCAAAAGAGAGUACCAAAGGGAUACAUUGCAGUAUACGUCGGCGAGGGAGAGAAGACGAGAUAUUUGGUGCCUCUUUCGUACUUGGAUCAGCCUUCCUUUCAACAACUGCUUCGUAAAUCCGAAGAGGAGUUUGGUUUCAGCCAUCCGAUGGGCGGACUAACAAUCCCUUGUCCCGAGCAUGUUUUCGUCGCCUUAACUUCUCGGCUCCAUUGACGAGAAAACACCAACGCAUUUUUGUCUCAGUGUAGCGAUUGAGUUUUUUCUCCAUGUAUAUACACACAAACAGUUUUCUCCUCUUUCUUCUUGAUAGAAAGUUAGUAUUGUUUUCAUACAUGUAAAUGUAUCUCUACCCAAAAUUUGGAUUCUCAGUGAUUAGGUAGAAAAAUAUGUCAGAAAUAAAAAAAAUAU
Messenger RNA from Tarenaya hassleriana, 511 nucleotides. RefSeq names its product auxin-responsive protein SAUR21-like. The transcript has a single exon. Gene Ontology annotation, biological process: response to auxin. The coding region runs from base 65 to 316 and encodes 83 amino acids. Lineage: Eukaryota; Viridiplantae; Streptophyta; Magnoliopsida; Brassicales; Cleomaceae. The record is from RefSeq and is a predicted model, not a curated record.